UGGGACAUUCCGUUCAAGUCAUUCCACCCACCUCUCCACAUUAUUUUAUUUAACUUUGUUUUGCCUCUCUCAAGUAGCACUGUAUAUAUAGAGAGAGAGAACACUACCGGCAGCACUGUAUGUAUGGAGGGAGAGAGAGACACAGAGAACACUACCGGCAGCACUGUAUGUAUGGGGAGAGAGAGAGACACAGAGAACACUACCGGCAGCACUGUAUGUAUGGGGAGAGAGAGAGACACAGAGAACACUACCGGCAGCACUGUAUGUAUGGGGAGAGAGAGAACACUACCGGCAGCACUGUAUGUAUGGAGAGAGAGAGAGAGACUGUAUGAGAGAGAGAGAGAACACUACCGGCAGCACUGUAUGUAUGGAGAGAGAGAGAGAACACUACCGGCAGCACUGCAUGUAUGGAGAGAGAGAGAAAGAGAACACUACCGGCAGCACUGUAAGUAUGGAGAGAGAGAACACUACCGGCAGCACUGUAUGUAUGGAGAGAGAGAGAGAACACUACCGGCAGCACUGUAUGUAUGGAGAGAGAGAGAACACUACCGGCAGCACUGUAUGCAUGGAGAGAGAGAACACUACCGGCAGCACUGUAUGUAUGGGGAGAGAGAGAGACACAGAACACUACCGCAGCACUGUAUGUAUGGAGAGAGAGAGAGAACACUACCGCAGCACUGUAUGUAUGGAGAGAGAGAGAGAGAACACUACCGCAGCACUGCAUGUAUGGAGAGAGAAAGAGAACACUCACCGCAGCACUGUAUGUAUGGAGAGAGAGAACACUACCGCAGCACUGUAUGUAUGGAGAGAGAGAGAGAGAGAGAGAGAGAAAGAGAACACUACCGGCAGCACUGUAUGUAUGGAGAGAGAGAGAGAACACUACCGGCAGCACUGUAUGUAUGGAGAGAGAGAACACUACCGGCAGCACUGUAUGUAUGGAGAGAGAGAGAACACUACCGGCAGCACUGUAUGUAUGGAGAGAGAGAGAACACUACCGGCAGCACUGUAUGCAAGGGGAGAGAGAGAACACUACCGGCAGCACUGUAUGCAUGGGGGGAGAGAGAACACUACCGGCAGCACUGUAUGCAAGGGGAGAGAGAACACUACCGGCAGCACUGUAUUCAUGGAGAGAGAGAGAGAGAGAGAGAGAGAGAGAACACUACCGGAAGCACUGUAUGCAUGGAGAGAGAGAACACUACCGGCAGCACUGUAUGCAUGGAGAGAGAGAGACAGAGAACACUACCGGCAGCACUGUAUGCAUGGAGAGAGAGAACACUACCGGCAGCACUGUAUGCAAGGGGAGAGAGAACACUACCGGCAGCAUUGUAUGCAUGGAGAGAGAGAACACUACCGGCAGCACUGUAUGCAUGGAGAGAGAGAACACUACCGGCAGCACUGUAUGCAUGGAGAGAGAGAAAACUACCGGCAGCACUGUAUGCAUGGAGAGAGAGAAAACUACCGGCAGCACUGUAUGCAUGGAGAGAGAGAAAACUACCGCCAGCACUGUAUGCAUGGAGAGAGAGAAAACUACCGCCAGCACUGUAUGUAUGGAGAGAGAGAGAAAACUACCGCCAGCACUGUAUGUAUGGAGAGAGAGAACACUACCGGCAGCACUGUAUGUAUGGAGAGAGAGAACACUACCGGCAGCACUGUAUGUGUGGAGAGAGAGAGAGAACACUACCGGCAGCACUGUAUGUAUGGAGAGAGAGAGAGAACACUACCGGCAGCACUGUAUGUAUGGGGAGAGAGAGAGACACAGAGAACACUACCGGCAGCACUGUAUGUAUGGAGAGAGAGAGAGAGAGAGAACACUACCGGCAGCACUGUAUGUAUGGAGAGAGAGAGACACAGAACACUACCGGCAGCACUGUAUGUAUGGAGAGAGAGAGAGACACAGAGAACACUACCGGCAGCACUGUAUGUAUGGGGAGAGAGAGAGAGAGAACACUACCGGCGCACUGUGGCUGCAUGAGAGAGAGAGAGAGAGAGAGAGAGAGAGAGAGAGAGAGAGAGAGAGAGAGAGAGAGAGAGAGAGAGAACACUACCGGCAGCACUGUAUGUAUGGAGAGAGAGAGAGAGAACACUACCAGCAGCACUGCAUGUAUGGAGAGAGAGAGAAAGAGAACACUACCGGCAGCACUGUAUGUAUGGAGAGAGAGAGAGAACACUACCGGCAGCACUGUAUGUAUGGAGAGAGAGAACACUACCGGCAGCACUGUAUGUAUGGAGAGAGAGAGAACACUACCGGCAGCACUGUAUGUAUGGAGAGAGAGAGAACACUACCGGCAGCACUGUAUGCAAGGGGAGAGAGAGAACACUACCGGCAGCACUGUAUGCAUGGGGGGAGAGAGAACACUACCGGCAGCACUGUAUGCAAGGGGAGAGAGAACACUACCGGCAGCAUUGUAUGCAUGGAGAGAGAGAACACUACCGGCAGCACUGUAUGCAUGGAGAGAGAGAACACUACCGGCAGCACUGUAUGCAUGGAGAGAGAGAACACUACCGGCAGCACUGUAUUCAUGGAGAGAGAGAGAGAGAGAGAACACUACCGGCAGCACUGUAUGUAUGGAGAGAGAGAACACUACCGGCAGCACUGUAUGCAUGGAGAGAGAGAGACAGAGAACACUACCGGCAGCACUGUAUGUAUGGAGAGAGAGAGACACACACAGAGAACACUACCGGCAGCACUGUAUGUAUGGGGAGAGAGAGAGACACAGAGAACACUACCGGCAGCACUGUAUGUAUGGAGAGAGAGAGCACACUACCGGCAGCACUGUAUGUAUGGAGAGAGAGAGAGAGAGAGAGAACACUACCGGCAGCACUGUAUGUAUGGAGAGAGAGAGAGAGAGAGAGAGAGAGAGAGAGAGAGAGAGAGAGAGAGAGAGAGAGAGAGAGAACACUACCGGCAGCACUGCAUGUAUGGAGAGAGAGAAAGAGAACACUACCGGCAGCACUGCAUGUAUGGAGAGAGAGAAAGAGAACACUACCGGCAGCACUGCAUGUAUGGAGAGAGAGAGAGAACACUACCGGCAGGACUGUAUGUAUGGAGAGAGAGAGAGAACACUACCGGCAGCACUGUAUGUAUGGAGAGAGAGAGAACACUACCGGCAGCACUGUAUGUAUGGAGAGAGAGAGAACACUACCGGCAGCACUGUAUGCAAGGGGAGAGAGAGAACACUACCGGCAGCACUGUAUGCAUGGGGGGAGAGAGAACACUACCGGCAGCACUGUAUGCAAGGGGAGAGAACACUACCGCAGCACGUAUGUGCAUGGAGAGAGAACACUACCGCAGCACUGUAUGCAUGGAGAGAGAGAACACUACCGGCAGCACUGUAUUCAUGGAGAGAGAGAGAGAGAGAGAGAGAACACUACCGGCAGCACUGUAUGCAUGGAGAGAGAGAACACUACCGGCAGCACUGUAUGCAUGGAGAGAGAGAGACAGAGAACACUACCGGCAGCACUGUAUGCAUGGGGGGUGGAGAGGAGAGAACACUACCGCAGCACUGUAUGCAUGGAGAGAGAGAACACUACCGGGCAGCACUGUAUGUAUGGAGAGAGAGAACACCACCGCAGCACUGUAUGCAUGGGGGGGUGGAGAGAGAGAACACUACCGCAAGUAAUUCGUAUGCAUGGAGAGAGAGAAAACUACCGCCAGCACUGUAUGCAUGGAGAGAGAGAAAACUACUGCCAGCACUGUAUGCAUGGAGAGAGAGAAAACUACCGCCAGCACUGUAUGUAUGGAGAGAGAGAACACUACCGGCAGCACUGUAUGUAUGGAGAGAGAGAGAGAACACUACCGGCAGCACUGUAUGUGUGGAGAGAGAGAACACUACCGGCAGCACUGUAUGUGUGGAGAGAGAGAACACUACCGGCAGCACUGUAUGUGUGGAGAGAGAGAACACCACCGGCAGCACUGUAUGUGUGGAGAGAGAGAGAGAACACUACCGGCAGCACUGUAUGUGUGGAGAGAGAGCAUACUACCGGCAGCAGUGUAUGUAUAGAGAGCGCAUACUACCGGCAGCCGUGUAUGUAUGGGUUAUAAAGGAACGGUUCCCUUCAAACCCUCAUGCACACAGUAUUUGA
Molecule: messenger RNA, 4083 nt
Organism: Pelobates cultripes (western spadefoot toad)
Lineage: Eukaryota; Metazoa; Chordata; Amphibia; Anura; Pelobatidae
Source: the annotation of a GenBank genome assembly